Molecule: messenger RNA, 3685 nt
Organism: Pseudophryne corroboree (corroboree frog)
Lineage: Eukaryota; Metazoa; Chordata; Amphibia; Anura; Myobatrachidae
Product: zinc finger protein ZFP2-like
Exons: 4
Coding region: 40-2184 (714 amino acids)
Biological process (GO): regulation of transcription by RNA polymerase II
Cellular component (GO): nucleus
Molecular function (GO): RNA polymerase II cis-regulatory region sequence-specific DNA binding; DNA-binding transcription factor activity, RNA polymerase II-specific
Source: RefSeq, a predicted model, not a curated record
GAGUAUAUAGAGGAACACAGGGGUCUGUACAAGGACGUGAUGAUGGAGAAUCACCGGCCCCUCACAUCACUGGAUGGGCCCAGUAACAGAGAUACCCCAGAGAGAUGUCCCCGUCCUCUGUAUUCCCAGGAUUGUACAGAGGAGAAUCACAGGAUCCCACAGGAGGAUCAGGAAGAACGUUUGUCUGAUAUUAAAACAGAAGAUAAAGAGGGAGAAGAAGAGAAGUAUGUGAUUGAUAUAAAGGCAGAAUAUAUAGAGGGAGAAGAAGAGACGUAUGUGACUGAUAUGAAGGCAGAAGAUAUAGAGGCAGAAGAAGAGACGUAUGUGACUGAUAUGAAGGCAGAAGAUAUAGAGGGAGAAGAAGAGACGUAUGUGACUGAUAUGAAGGAAGAAGAUACAGAGGGAGAAGAAGAGACGUAUGUGACUGAUAUGAAGGCAGAAGAUAUAGAGGGAGAAGAAGAGACGUAUGUGACUGAUAUGAAGGCAGAAGAUAUAGAGGGAGAAGAAGAGACGUAUGUGACUGAUAUAAAGGCAGAAGAUAUAGAGGGAGAAGAAGAGACGUAUGUGACUGAUAUAAAGGCAGAAGAUAUAGAAGGAGAAGAAGAGACGUAUGUGACUGAUAUAAAGGCAGAAGAUAUAGAGGGAGAAGAAGAGACGUAUGUGACUGAUAUAAAGGCAGAAGAUAUAGAGGGAGAAGAAGAGACAUAUGUGACUGAUAUGAAGGCAGAAGAUAUGAAGGGAGAAGAAGAGACGUAUGUGACUGAUAUAAAGGCAGAAGAUAUGAAGGGAGAAGAAGAGACGUAUGUGAGGGGUGAUCAGCAGUGUAAGGAGGAGGAGAUCCCUACAGAUAUCAGCACAGCAGAUGGACACACAAGCAGGAAUAUCUCAGAAGGACAUCUAAUGUUAUCCCCGGAUUGUGAUAUAAAAGAUAACAGUAGACAGAAUUCUCCAGGAGAUAACCCCAUUACCCCAAUGAUACAUCCAGCUAUAUCAGCUGGUCCCUCUGAUCCUGGGAAAUGUUCUCCUGAUCACUCUGAUAUUGGUGCAUCUGUUACAGCUCUGAGAGUAGAUACAGUGUUUCCCUGUUCUAUAGAUGCCAAAUGUUUUACACAGAACACAAACCUUAUUACUCAUCAGCCAGCUAAGGCAGGUGAGAGGCCACUGAUAUGUUCUGAGUGUGGGAAAUGUUUUACAUAUAAAUCAAAUCUUGUUACACAUCAGAGAAGUCACACAGGUGAGAAGCCAUUUCCAUGUUCUGUGUGUGGGAAAUGUUUUACACACAAAUCAGCUCUUGUUGUACAUAAGAGAAUUCACACAGGUGAGAAGCCAUAUUCCUGUUCUGAGUGUGGGAAAUGUUUCGCACAUAAAUCAGCUCUUGUUACACAUCAGAGAAGUCACACAGGUGAGAAGCCAUAUUCCUGCUCUGAGUGUGGGAAAUGUUUUGCACAGAGAUCACAUUUUGUUACUCAUCAGCAUGCUCACACAGGUGAGAGGCCAUUUUCCUGUUCUGAGUGUGGGAAAUGUUUCGCACAUAAAUCCGCUCUUGUUACACAUCAGAGAAGUCACACAGGUGAGAAGCCAUAUUCCUGUUCUGAGUGUGGGAAAUGUUUCUCACAUAAAUCAGCUCUUGUUACACAUCAGAGAAGUCACACAGGUGAGAAGCCAUAUUCCUGUUCUGAGUGUGGGAAAUGUUUCUCACAGACAUCAGCUCUUGUUACACAUCAGAGAAGUCACACAGGUGAGAAGCCAUUUUCCUGCUCUGAGUGUGGGAAAUGUUUUGCACAGAGAUCACAUUUUGUUACUCAUCAGCAUGCUCACACAGGUGAGAGGCCAUUUUCCUGUUCUGAGUGUGGGAAAUGUUUCGCAUAUAAAUCAGCUCUUGUUACACAUCAGAGAAGUCACACAGGUGAGAAGCCAUUUCCAUGUUCUGAGUGUGGGAAAUGUUUUUCAUCGAAAUCACAUCUUGUUACACAUCAGAGAAGUCACACACGUGAGAAGCCGUAUUCCUGUUCUGUGUGUGGGAAAUGUUUCUCACAGACAUCAGCUCUUGUUACACAUCAGAGAAGUCACACAGGUGAGAAGCCAUUUUCCUGCUCUGAGUGUGGGAAAUGUUUUGCACAGAGAUCACAUUUUGUUACUCAUCAGCAUGCUCACACAGGUGAGAGGCCAUUUUCCUGUUCUUAGUGUGGGAAGUGUUUCGCAUAUAAAUCAGCUCUUGUUACACAUCAGAGAAGUCACACAGGUGAGAAGCCAUUUCCAUGUUCUGAGUGUGGGAAAUGUUUUUCAUCGAAAUCACAUCUUGUUACACAUCAGAGGAGUCACACAGGUGAGAAGCCAUUUUCAUGCCGUGAGAGAAAUAAAUCCGCUCUUGUUGAACAUAUUAGACAUUACCCAAGUACGGAACUAUUUAAAUCUUCUGUAGUAUAAUUAUCACUGUCAUGCAAUGUUCCUCAAGGGUCAAUCCUAUCUCCUAUGCUUUAUAAAAUAUACAUGCUACCACUGGGUGAUAUAAUCAGACAUCAUGGCCUGGUCUACCACUGCUAUGCUGAUUACCUGCUUUUUGCUCCAUGUACUGAGAACCUAAUACCAAUCCUAAAUGGUUGUCUAGCUGAGCUCCAGGGGUGGAUGAUGCCAGUUGGCUGUGAUUCAGUCUUUGUGAAACAUAAUAGAAGCUCCCCAACAAAGGACAAGACUACAGCUUUACCAACCAUCUGGAUUUAUGCUUUGGUGUUCAGAAUUGCAAAACACUGAAUCUUUGUGUUGUCCUGGUAUGUGGCUGACACAGACAUCAGGUAUCUGCCACAUACAAAUCCUCAUUCUUCCAUCUGUGGACCAUAGCCAGAAUCAAGCACUUGAUUUCCUCAGAAGUUCAUAGACUACUGCAAUGCCAUCUACCUGAGUCACCCAGCAAAAGAAUUACAGAGCUUGCAGCUAGUACAGAAUGCAGCAGCCAAGCUGUUACCUAACCCGUUCCUGCCGCAUAACACCCAUUCUCUACUCCCUUCACCGGCUGCCUGUAAGAUGACAAAUCUGUUUCAUAAUUGGCUAACUGACCUUCCCAGCCCAACAUUACAUGGUCCAAGGUACUAGAAGCAGCUCCUGCCUCCUUACUGCCCUGCUUGCUUGCUUCUACAGAUGAAGGACUGUUACCAGCAGUACCAAGAAUCUCCUGUCAUUCAUUUAAGGGUUGAAUGUUUAGUUUUGCAGCCCUGACCAUGGAACUCACUGCCUUGCACAGUCCAAGAGGCCUCCACUCUAGAGACCUUCACAAGCAGACUGGUGACUGUUACUCACGCUUUUCAUUAAUGUACCUCUAUUUACUUCCUAAAUAAUACAUCCCAAAUGCUUAGGUCUUUUUUCUGCUGUUUAUUUUGUAUCUUGUGCUUUGUGUAAAUGUGAAUGUCUAAUACCAGUUUCCACAAUCUGUAUUGCUGCACGACAAUAUGGCGACCAUUGGAACGUGUUUUCACUUCUUCUAGUUUGCCUAACUUGUUGCUGACACUCAUCUUGAUAAGGAGUGUUGAGUGUUUUCUGAUACAAGAUCCUAUCCAUAUAUACCCUGUACAUUACCAUGUGCAUUAGAGUCACCCAGGUUCCAUCUGCAGUGGUUUGUUGUAUGUUACAUCUAUAUGGUGCGGAUACUCCCCUGUAUGAUUUCAUAAUAAAAGCUUUUGUUUGCAUCUAA